Messenger RNA from Carica papaya (papaya), 1133 nucleotides. RefSeq names its product MOB kinase activator-like 1A. The record is from RefSeq and is a predicted model, not a curated record. Lineage: Eukaryota; Viridiplantae; Streptophyta; Magnoliopsida; Brassicales; Caricaceae.
GUGAAAGAGGACCUUGUCUGGCUACGAUCCUCUGUGCGCUCUCUCCCUCUCUUUCCUCGUUUCUCUUCGUCUGUCUGUUGGAGAGAGAGAGAGGGUGUUUUCUACUGCCAGUCUGUCAUCUCUCUCUAUAUGCAAAGCAUAUCCUUCCUUUCUCAUAAUACCCCUUUAUAUAAUAUUAUAUACUAUUAAUCGCCUCCCUCUCCCUCUCUCUCUCUCUCUCUAUAUAUAUAUAUAUAUAUACACAUGUGUGUGUGUAUAUGUGCACCUUCCUUCAAAUUUUGGAUUGCUUCCUAUUCUAGAGAGAGAUAGAGAGGAACCCUAGGAUUCGUCACCAUGAGUCUCUUUGGCCUGGGUAGCAGAAACCAGAAGACUUUUCGACCUAAAAAGAAUGCUCCUUCUGGAAGUAAGGGAGCUCAGCUUCAAAGACAUAUUGAUGCUACCUUGGGUAGCGGAAAUUUGAGAGAAGCUGUGAGACUUCCUCCUGGAGAAGAUAUUAACGAGUGGCUUGCUGUAAACACUGUAGACUUUUUCAACCAAGUCAAUAUUCUGUAUGGUACUCUAACGGAAUUCUGCACACAAUCCAAUUGUCCUACGAUGACGGCAGGACCAAAAUACGAAUAUAGAUGGGCUGAUGGAGUUACUAUAAAGAAACCAAUAGAGGUGUCUGCUCCUAAGUAUGUUGAAUAUCUGAUGGAAUGGAUUGAAACUCAGCUAGAUGAUGAAUCAAUCUUCCCACAGAAAUUAGGAGCUCCAUUUCCAUCAAAUUUUCGAGAUGUUGUGAAGACAAUUUUCAAGAGGCUGUUUCGUGUAUAUGCUCAUAUCUACCACUCGCAUUUUCAGAAGAUUGUGAGUUUAAAGGAAGAAGCUCAUCUAAACACUUGCUUUAAACACUUCGUUCUCUUCACGUGGGAAUUCCGCUUGAUUGACAAAGGGGAGCUUGCACCACUCUAUGACCUGGUGGAGUCUAUCCUGCAAUUAUAGAGAAACCCCAUAUGACUUUUUUUUUUGGCUUUUGAUUUUCUUCUUGUAGUUUGAAUAUUUGGGCACAAAUUCUUUUGAAUUUCUGUAUGUCAGUUAAUUUUUUGGAACCUUUCUAGUAAAAUAGUCCAUCUCUUUCCUUGUUUUUAUUUUCA